GUUUCGGCUACUAUGUCUUUGAAUGAAUUUACUGCAUGCGAUGAUGGUAGUGAAUCUGGUAAUGAAACUAUAUCUAUACGUAAAAGAAUAGCAAAAUCAAAAGUUUGGGAGUAUUUUACUGGGUUGCCUGUUGAUAGUGAUGGAAAAGCUAAAGUUCAGUGCAAGAAAUAUGACCAAGUUUAUGUUAGUGGUUAUGGUACCACAAAUAUGUUGAGGCAUAUUCAUUCUUGCCCAAAACGGGAUAUAGAUGAGGCUGAUUCAUCGUGGAAAACCAUGCCAUUAGAUCAAGAUAAUUACAGAGAAAUGUUGGCUAGGGUCAUUGCAUUGCAUGGUUAUUCGUUCUGUUUUGUGGAACAUCGAGGGAUACGCAAAUUACAUACAUUUUUAAAUCCUGAAGUCAAGCAUAUCUCAAGGAACACCACUAAAGCUUGCUUAAGUUGUACCAGAAAGAAAAAAGAAUUCUUAAACAAACUUUGAAGCUAGUUCCUAGCAGAAUCAGUCUAACUAUAGACUUGUGGACCUCUUCAACAUCAGAUUACUACAUGUCUCUUACUGCACAUUACAUUGAUGAGCAAUGGAUCUUGCAAAACAAAAUAUUAGCUUUGUCUCAUGUUUCACCCCCCAUAUAGUGGGGCAAUUUUAGUAGAGAAGCUAUUUCAUUUACUGAAGGAGUGGGGCAUAGAAAAAAGAAUUUUCACUGUUACAUUGGAUAAUGCAUCAUAUAAUGAUGCUUUUAUGAAGAUUUUAAAAGACCAUCCUGCUUUAAAGGAGUAUGUUGUCUCAAAUGGUGAUUUUUUGCAUGUACGAUGUUGUGCUCACAUUUUAAAUCUUGUUGUACAAGAUGUAUAUGAUGCUUUUAUGAAGAUUUUAAAAAACCAUCCUGCUUUAAAGGAGUAUUUUGUCUCAAAUGGUGAUUUUUUGCAUGUACGAUGUUGUGCUCACAUUUUAAAUCUUGUUGUACAAGAUGGUUUAAAAAUAAUUGAUAAAUCUUUAUCCAAGUUUAGAGAAUGCAUUAAAUAUGUAAAGAGUCCCCCUGGAAGGAAGAAAAAAUUUGCAUAGUGUAUCGAACAAACUUGUUCAGUUAGUGCAAAGAAAAUUCAACAAGAUGUGUCCAAUAGGUGGAAUUCCACCUUUUUAAUGUUGGAGAGUGUUUUACCUUUUCGUCGGGCAUUUGAGCAAUUGAAGGUAAUCGAUUCAAAUUUUACAUUUUGUCCAUCAACUGAAGAAUGGGUAAAGGCUGAAAAAAUAGCAAAGUUCUUGAAACCUUAUUAUGAAGUGUGCACUCUUUUUUCUGGAAGUAAAUAGCCAACUUCUAACUUGUAUUUUGGUGGAGUUUGGAAGAUACAAAAAUGCAUAAAGGAGGAGAUGACAAGUGAAGAUGAAGACAUAAAAUCAAUGGCAAGUGAUGAUAUGGAGAAAAAGUUUAAUAAAUAUUGGAAGUGUUAUAGCAAGAUUUUGUUCUUUGCAUGCAUCUUAGACCCCCGUUAUAAGGUGAAAUAUGUGGAGUUUUGUUUUCCUCUUGGUUCUACACAAGUGGUGACUCUCUUGGAUAAGUUAAAGCUUCUUUACAAAGAAUAUGAGAGAGCAUCAAAUGAUAUAUGCAUGGCCGGUAGUAGUUCGAAAGAGGCCUUUGGAGAUGUUCGUGAUGAUGAGAUGCUUGAGUUUGAACAGUUUGAGAGCCAAGUAGUUUCAGUCAGUAGGACCAAUUCUGAAUUAGAAGAGUAUUUAGAUGAAAAGAUACUUUCUUGGAAGAAAAAUGAGAAACUGAAUGUUCUUGAAUAUUGGAAAGUAGAAUCUGAGAAGCGUCCUCAAUUAUCCAUGAUGGCUCGUGAUAUACUCAGUAUCCCUAUUACUUCAGUGGCCUCUGAAUCUGCUUUCAGCAUAGCUGGUCGUGUGCUUGAUAAGUACCGCAAUCGUCUUCUUCCGGAAAAUGCCGAAGCUCAAAUAUGCCUUGGUUCUUGGUUAGAUGGGGUUCCUUAUAUUGAAGAAGGACAUCUGUUGGUGCAUGAUUUUAGUGAUAUUCAAAAUUUUGAAUCUGAAGGAGGGUGGUGAAGUGCUUGUUAGAAGAUUUGUCAUCUAUUAAGCUUGAGGCCAUGGGAUUUGCUCGAGCUCUUAUACUGUAAGUGUUCUUUGCCUGCAACAAGAGCGAAGAGAUGACAACAAACUACCUUUUGGAUCAUAUACAUGAGUUUGAGAACGAUCAGUAGUUUAAGAAAAGUCUAAGAUCAACCGCCCCUUUCACUCUCAUCCAGUUUUAACUUAUCUUAUAGUGGUUAUUGUUCGAUAGACAAUGGACUAAAAAGACCAAUCUCUUGCAGCAUAUGUUGAUCUAUAUAAUGUUUACUAGUUGUAAUGCUGUGUAUAAUGCUUGAGAUCUUAGCGCUUCACAUUUUGAUUUUCAUUAUAUGCAGAACGUCUUUUUUUAAGC
Messenger RNA from Asparagus officinalis (garden asparagus), 2428 nucleotides. RefSeq names its product zinc finger BED domain-containing protein RICESLEEPER 2-like. NCBI's taxonomy places the organism in Eukaryota, Viridiplantae, Streptophyta, Magnoliopsida, Asparagales, Asparagaceae. The transcript has 3 exons. Bases 1366 to 2052 code for a protein of 228 amino acids. Gene Ontology annotation, molecular function: protein dimerization activity; DNA binding. The record is from RefSeq and is a predicted model, not a curated record.